AUGGAGGCUGAAUUUCAAGAGAAUAAAGGAAGAAUUGUCUUUAGAAAUUGCUCAAAGUUGCUUGAGUUGGCAGCCACAGACGAUCUGGAUGGUUUUAUAUGUGAAGUAGAAGAGAGGAGUUGUGAUAUUGAUGAGGUGAGCUUUUGGUAUGGAAGAAGCUUUGGCUCAAAGAAGAUGGGGCUUGAAAAGAGGACCCCUGUUAUGAUUGCUUCAUUGUACGGUAACACUGAGGUUUUGAAGUAUAUUCUUGGAACUGGAAAGGUUGAUGUCAAUAGAUCAUGUGCCUCAGAUGGGGCUACUGCUCUCCACUGUGCUGCAGCAGGUGGAUCCUGGUCUUCGGUGGAGGUUGUCAAGCUCUUGAUUGAUGCCUCUGCCAAUUUCAGUGCUGUUGAUGCCAAUGGGAAGAAACCUGGUGAUCUGAUUGCUCCUUGUAUAAAGUCCUCGAGCAAUUCAAAGAGGAAAACGCUGGAGAUGCUGUUGAAUGGCUUAACAGUCGAGGCUGGUGAUGAGGAGGACGAACAAGGAAACAGAACCCCCACGGCCGAGAAAAAGGAAUAUCCCAUUGAUGUAUCUUUGCCAGAUAUAAACAAUGGUAUAUAUGGAACUGAUGAGUUCAGGAUGUAUAGUUUUAAGGUGAAGCCUUGUUCGAGGGCUUAUUCUCAUGACUGGACAGAGUGCCCUUUCGUCCAUCCUGGUGAGAAUGCGAGAAGGCGUGAUCCAAGGAAGUAUCACUACACUUGCGUGCCUUGCCCUGAAUUCAAGAAGGGAAGUUGUGCUAAGGCUGAUGCUUGUGAAUAUGCUCAUGGUGUUUUUGAGUCCUGGCUUCAUCCUGCACAGUAUAGAACCCGGCUUUGCAAGGAUGAGACUCGAUGCUCGAGGAAAGUAUGUUUUUUUGCGCACAAGCCUGAGGAGUUGCGUCCGUUGUAUGCUUCUACCGGUUCAGCUAUGCCUUCCCCAAAGUCUGUUUCGGCCAAUUCAAUUGACUUCGCAACAUUGAGCCCGUUGUCUCUUGGUUUGUCUUCAUUGAUGACACCGCCUAAUACUUCAACACCACCAAUGUCCCCUUCGGUUACCUGUUCAUCUCCCAUGGGUGGUAGCCUGUGGCAGAACAAGGUGAACCUUUCACUGCCUACGUUGCAGCUCCCAGGUAGCAGGCUGAAAACAGCCUUGAGUGCAAGACACAUGGAAUUGGAUAUGGCCCAACACCAACAGAGGCAGCAGUUAGUGGAUGAGAUGGCCAGCCUCUCUUCCCCAUACAGCAGAAUUGGCAAUUUGAACCCUACUAAUCUUGAUGAUAUUUUUGGAUCUCUCGAUCCUUCAUUAGUAUCUCAAUUACAAUGCCUCUCGCCUAAUGUUAACAAUGCCACCACCUCACAGUCACAAUCUCCAACUAGCCUUCAGAUUCGCCAAAACAUGAACCAACUCCGAUCGAGCUACCCUUCCAACUCUCCCGCUAGGAAGCCCUCCACGUAUGGCUUUGACUCCUCAGCAGCUGUUGCAGCAGCAGUCAUGAACUCUAGGUCAUCUGCUUUUGCAAAGCGCAGCCAGAGCUUUAUCGACCGUGGUGGGGUUAACCAUAGGGCUAGCCUUUCAGGUGCAGCCAAUUCCCCAACCGCCAUGUCAUCCAAACUUUCGGACUGGGGCUCUCCAGAUGGGAAAUUAGAUUGGGGCUUCAAUGGCGAUGAUGCAAAUAAGCUUCAAAAAUCAGCAUCUUUUGAUUUUCGCAUUAGCAAUGCAUCUGCUACAGCAUCAAUGACUCCAUCAAAUGUGAAUGAACCAGAUGUCUCUUGGGUGAAUUCACUGGUAAAAGAUGUUCCCUCUGCUAGUCCUAGGCGAUAUAGUCCUGACCAGAAUCUUGGAGGAGUUCAUGAUAUGGUGCCGCAUUGGGUUGAUCAAUUUUAUUUAGAGCAGGAACAGGUUGUGGCUUAA
This is a messenger RNA of Fraxinus pennsylvanica, 1929 nucleotides long. NCBI's taxonomy places the organism in Eukaryota, Viridiplantae, Streptophyta, Magnoliopsida, Lamiales, Oleaceae. The record is from the annotation of a GenBank genome assembly.